Molecule: messenger RNA, 2178 nt
Organism: Mauremys mutica (yellowpond turtle)
Lineage: Eukaryota; Metazoa; Chordata; Testudines; Geoemydidae
Product: uridine-cytidine kinase-like 1
Exons: 16
Coding region: 81-1997 (638 amino acids)
Cellular component (GO): cytoplasm
Molecular function (GO): kinase activity; ATP binding
Source: RefSeq, a predicted model, not a curated record
CCCGCCGCCGCGCCCGACGGAGCCACGAGACACGGCUCUGGGGACCGCAGCUCCCGGCAGCCCCUGCGGCAACCGGCAAGAUGGCGGCGGCGGCGGGCGCGGAGGAGCGGCCCGGGUCGCGGCGGGACAGCGGCAGUGGUGAGGACUCCCUGGACACGCUGCUGAGCCGCCUGCCGCUGACGCCCGCGCUGUCCCCGCGGAAGCGGACCAUGAGCCAGUCGAAGACGGAGCCCCCGCUGCUGCGGACCAGCAAACGGACCAUUUACACGGCGGGGCGGCCGCCCUGGUACACCGAGACGGGCACGCCCUUCAAGGAAGCCUUCGUCAUCGGCUUGUGUGGAGGGAGCGCGUCAGGCAAGACCACGGUGGCCAAUAAGAUCAUUGAGGCCCUGGAUGUGCCCUGGGUGGUGCUGCUGUCCAUGGACUGCUUCUAUAAGGUGCUGAAUAAGGAGCAGCAGGAGCUGGCUGCCCGCAACGAGUACAACUUCGACCACCCCGACGCCUUCGACUUCGACCUGCUGGUCAGCGUGCUGCGCCAGCUCAAGAAGGGCAAGAGCGUCAAGGUGCCGGUGUACGACUUCACCACGCACAGCCGCCGCAAGGAGUGGAAAACCAUCUAUGGGGCCAAUGUGGUCGUGUUCGAGGGGAUUUUAUCUUUUGCCAACAAGGAGCUGCUGAAGCUCCUGGACAUGAAGGUGUUUGUGGACACGGACUCUGACAUCCGGCUGGUGCGGCGGCUGCAGCGUGACAUCAUGGAGCGCGGGCGCGACAUCGUGGGGGUCAUCAAGCAGUACAACAAGUUCGUCAAGCCGGCCUUCGAGCAGUACAUCGAGCCCACCGUGCAGGUGGCCGACAUCGUGGUGCCCAGAGGUGGGGAGAACUUUGUGGCCCUGGAUCUCAUUGUGCAGCAUGUGCACAGCCAGCUGGAGAAGCGUGAAAUCACGGUCAGAGCGGCCCUGGCCUCUGCCCACCAAGGGCAGCCACUGCCCAAGUCGCUGAGUGUCCUCGAGAGCACGCCGCAGGUGCGUGGCAUGCACACCAUCAUCAGGAACAAGGACACAACCAGAGAUGAAUUCAUCUUCUAUUCCAAGCGCCUGAUGAGGCUGCUGAUUGAACAUGCCCUCUCCUUCCUGCCACUCAAACCAGUGACUGUGGAGACGCCUCAGGGGACCGUGUAUGAAGGGAAGCGGUUCCACAGGCAGCGGAUCACAGGUGUGUCCAUCCUGCGGGCCGGGGAGACCAUGGAGCAGGCGCUCACUGCUGUCUGCAAAGACAUUCGACUGGGCAAGAUUCUGAUCCAGACCAACCACGACACAGGGGAGCCUGAGCUUCACUAUCUGCGGCUCCCCAAGGAGAUCAGCGAAGAUUAUGUCAUCCUGAUGGACAGCACUGUGUCCACGGGGGCUGCAGCCAUGAUGGCCGUGCGCGUCCUGCUGGAUCACGAUGUUCACGAGGAGAAGAUCUUCCUGCUGUCCCUGCUGAUGGCAGAGAUGGGGGUUCACUCCGUGGCCUACGCCUUCCCCCGUGUCCGCAUCAUCACCACAGCCGUGGACAAGAGGGUCAACGAGGAAUUCCACAUCAUCCCUGGCAUCGGUAACUUUGGAGACAGGGCAGGACAGCUACUUGCCGCAGAAGCUGCUCCAAGGGGGAGCAUGGCAAGGAGGUCUCAACGUGUUUCAGCAGCCCCCCAUCUGAGCCCCUCCCCACAAUGCUGCCUCCGUGCCUGGGGCAUGGGGAGACGGCUGCCACGCCAGCGCUGGCUCAUCCAUUACUACAGUGCACAGGAAAUCAGGAGCACAGACUGGGACAAGAGGAUUUCCUUCUCCUCGGAGAGCUGGUUUCAGGGAGGUCUCCCAUUGCCAUGCACAGUGCUAGAAGCCAGGGGCUCCCUCAUGCCUUGCUGGGGCUCUGGGCCCGGGGCCCAGGAAUGGCACCAACAGCACGCGGGUGGGGCAUGCUUUUCUUGGCCCUUUACUGAGACUGGCGAGGGCAUCUGAGGCUUCUGCAAGAUCUCCUGGGCCCGCUUGACAUGCCUGGGAAGUGGCAGAUGCUCCUAGUGCUUGGUUCCUGCAAGUGGCUCUUCGCCAGCCCUGGGACCGGGCACCCACCUGCUCUGCCUCUGCAAUACUGUACAUGGCUGCCUUUGUUUUGUACACACUAAUAAAGGGUCUGCCAGGA